Solanum pennellii is the source of this 936-nucleotide messenger RNA. Its product is annotated as calmodulin. Gene Ontology annotation, molecular function: calcium ion binding. NCBI's taxonomy places the organism in Eukaryota, Viridiplantae, Streptophyta, Magnoliopsida, Solanales, Solanaceae. The coding region runs from base 128 to 820 and encodes 230 amino acids. The record is from RefSeq and is a predicted model, not a curated record. The transcript has a single exon.
CUUCCAUUGAGUGCAAGACCAAUUUUUUUUAAUGAAUUUGGUCACGAACUCCUCAAUUGCGUGCACCUACUAAGCACUUUCCUCCAUCUUCAAACUUUCAAUUUAUAUAUAUUUCCCUUAACCUUUCAUGAUUCUUCAUCAAAACCAAAACAAAUACUUCAACUCUGUUUUUUUUCUGCAUGCAACAGUAUCACUCGCCUUUUACAACAACAACAAAGAGAUAUUUCUCUUCUUCUCCAUCUCAAUCAAGAAUUUUAAUUUUAAUAUGGCAGCUUCUAAUUAUUUGAAUCGAUUUCCAUUCAAGAAAUUCCCUGUAACUACUAUUCCAGUUCCCCUGCUAAUUCAUGGGGCGGUGGGAUUCUUCUUUCUGUAUAUAAUCUUUGAUUGUGUUCGAAGACUUUUUACCUUUUUGUCCUUUGCUGAAACCCAAGUGUGUGAAAAACACAACACUCCCAAAAAACUGAGCGAGAAAUUAGUUGAUGGAAGCUUAAACAGGGAAGAGGUGGAAAUGGUUAUGGCUAAUUUAGGUAUUUUUGCCAAUCCUGAAGGUGUGAAGAUUCAGGAGAGGUUGGAUUCUAAUGACAUUUUUGAACUUUUCGGAGAGGAAUUAGAAGCUAAAGAGCAAGAAGUAAGAGAAGCUUUUGAUGUGUUUGACGAGAACAAAGAUGGAUUUAUUGAUGAAAGGGAUUUGCAGAGAGUUCUGUGUGCUCUGGGAUUAAAGGGAGUUGCAGAAUUGGAUAAUUGCAAGAAGAUGACCAUGGCCUUUGAUGAAAAUGGAGAUGGAAGAAUCGAUUUCCAGGAAUUUGUCAAAAUGUUGUAACAACAAUCAUUGGAUGAACACAAACAUUUUGUAACAUUCUUUAAUUUGUUCGAUUUACUCUUACUUUGAUAUAAUUUUUAAAUAUCUCUUAUACUUAUUCAUAAUUUUAUCUUUUA